UCACACCUCGUAGCGAAAGACGGCUGGCUCAUUUAUUACGUGCAAGUUAUGAUACGUGGAAUUUUUUGAAAAAUCGACCUACAAGUCCACACCCACCGUAUUCGAGCACUUUGGAAAACAUGCGGAACACACCCACAAGUUGCGUGUCCAACGCAUUUGUACUGAACUUAUUGUUAGAAAUUAAAAUUCUGAAUUUUCGCUCAGUUACACCGCGACUGCACCAGUGAACUGCAGGCCCCACGCAAUUCAUUCGCGUUCUCAAUGAUGCAAGAAUUCUAAAAUUUUGAAAAUAUCAUGCGGCGGGAAGUUCAUGCGGGGUGAAAUUUCGAUGAUCUAGGAUUCGAUAUAAUAGAAAUUAUACAAAAAAUCCAUGUGUUUCGGAUCCACAAUCAUCGAUAAAUCGGUCUUUGGUUGUUAAAAAUUUUCCACCGCGUUUCAGGGGUGAUUAUUUAUUGGUAUUCGUAGUAACCAUAGCGACCGUGAACCACAACACACACGUGCACACGCCUUGACGUUUGAACGUCGGAACGUCGCCGUCGGGUCGUCAGGCGUCGGGACGAACAGAGUACUACGGACGACGGUUUUGGUUGCGCCACAGCCAUCAGGUCCUUCUGUGCUAUCAGAUUUUCAGGAGGGAACGAUAUUGAAUUUAGAAAUAAUCUAAGCCUUAAAUAUCUCGUUCCACUCCACCGUACUCGUGUAUUACUCGUGUGCGUGUUCAUGUGUUCGGUGACAUGCAGAGAUUGAAACAGGGGGCUGUUUCGAUACGCUUGAACAGUUUCGGAAUGAGUUGACGUUCAAAUUUUAGAAUUAAGUUUGAGACAAUAAAUUGACGGUGAACAAUGAAAUUCAAAGUUUCGAGCACCAGUUAUCAAUUUACAUCAUUGUUUCUUCUUUUCCUCAGUUUCCAGACAGGGAACGCCAUUGAUUGCUUCAAGUGCGUCUCUGUUGGGGGUAACAACAAGGCUUGCGAUGAUCCUUUUCACAACAAUGGCAGCUUGGGUUUCCUAGAGACGCCUUGCCACGGAGGUCGGAAGGGUCGGGACGGCUUGUUUCCCGCAACUGCGUGCAUAAAAAUUGCUGGCAUUUACGACGAGUCCGGAGUUUCAUUAACGGUAAGAAGUUGCGCUUUGGACAGUGGAACGUUGACCACGGAUUCAGAAAUCAUCAGGAUGUCCCAUUGCGGAGGGUUUUACUUCGACCAGAAGUACGUUCGUGGCUGUGUUCAGUCCUGCAGCGACGCAGAUGCCUGUAACAAUUCCAUAAGGGUCGCUUCACUUUCCUCGUUACCCAUCAUGGGGAUGAUGAUUUUCUUGGUACAGCUUUGACAAGGACUGACAUAGUAUCUUUCACCCAGAAUUUAGACACGUUGUCGUUCUCGGCAAGUUCGAGCAAUCAAUCGCCCGUAUACACGUCAUAAACAACGAAGCUAUCUCUUUGCUGCAGGACUCCAUGAGAAAAUUUUUAAAGGGCAAGAAUUUUUAGACGAUUUCUCAUUCAAGUCGAGAAAUAUAUCUACCCCCCCAAUUGUUUCCAAUAAUCAUUCGCUCCGAUUUUGUCUCUUCUGCAUUUUUUUAGAUUUACGCAUACUCGGGGGUCAAGUACGUAUGUAUACGAUGCGUAUGCGGUACCUGCAGGAGUGGCUGAUAAUAUGAUAUUGCUCAUUAUCAGUACGGUUGAAUUGAGCGUCCUGCAGUAGCGUUCUUUGUUCUAUAAAGACGCCAUGCGAUUGCGUAAUCGCAAUUUGGCUACUUCUUCCUCCAUUUACGACCAUCCCGUCACACGUAAUCCGAUAUCUAGCGUAUAAGAAUCGCUUCGCGUUAGCGCAAUCUUGGCCGGGACUAGACUCCGUAUACCCUCCUUUGAGACAAUUAGACGACUAUUAAAUUCUAUUUCAAUUAAUUAGAGUGCAAAACAACUUUAGCGAUGGGCAUUAGGACCUCGCGUGAGCUUUUUUUUUUCUAUGAGUAUAAAUCCCGCGAGAAUUCAUAGUCCACAUUUAUCAAAUAGUUCGUUAUAGUUUCGCAAAAUUGUUUUUACUUGAUGCGAUUCUUUAAUGUGAAAAUUGAUAAUUUUUCAUGUACAACUGAAAUGCUACACUUUAUCGGAUUCAUUUUUAUUAAACUUGAUUACAGUUCCUAAUUUAUUGAAUUAAUUUCGUUGAGAAGCUCACUACGAUACAUCAAUUCAAAAUUAUUAAACUGCCUUACAUCUUACGUAAAUUAUCCAUAAAUCCUAGGUAUCUAUAUUAUAUCCUUACAUGAUCACGUGUAAUGUAAGUACUAAUUAGCAAUAUUGCAAUUGCAAAAUUUCGCUUGACUCUACAAUAAAGUCAUAGUAGUAUCCAUCGUACAGGUACUGCUCUAAUUCUUAUAAAUCUCACCUUUAAACUUGACGGGUUGCAUAAAGUAGAGCGCAUUUCGUCACUGCAGAUACAGAAUUUGUCUAGAAAAGGUAGCAAUGCCCAGUAAGCAUUGCUUAAAAAAUAUCGUUUUGAACGUCGGUUUGACAUGACAGUUUGACAUGGUUUUUUAUUUUUUCUUCAUCAGAAGGGUCUGUCUUCGGACGCUAUGUUGUUGAUCAGUUUUUGGCAAUCGAUGUAAUAACGUAAAAAUUUCCGAUGUUGAUAGCGCGAAUAAAACGUACAUGGAUCUU
Molecule: messenger RNA, 2655 nt
Organism: Athalia rosae (coleseed sawfly)
Lineage: Eukaryota; Metazoa; Arthropoda; Insecta; Hymenoptera; Athaliidae
Exons: 4
Coding region: 843-1328 (161 amino acids)
Biological process (GO): regulation of synaptic transmission, cholinergic; positive regulation of voltage-gated potassium channel activity; sleep
Source: RefSeq, a predicted model, not a curated record